Molecule: messenger RNA, 844 nt
Organism: Cryptomeria japonica (Japanese cedar)
Lineage: Eukaryota; Viridiplantae; Streptophyta; Pinopsida; Cupressales; Cupressaceae
Product: leucine-rich repeat extensin-like protein 3
Exons: 4
Coding region: 1-804 (267 amino acids)
Source: RefSeq, a predicted model, not a curated record
AUGGAUGUCAAACUUACACUUAAAGACUAUGAAGAAGGAUUUAACAUAAAUCUUGAUAAGACAGCUUAUGAUAUAGACAAAGCUUGUAAGUCAAAUGAUACAGUCGCUACAAUCACCAUAACUCCUAGAAACAGAGACUAUGCAGUGGUUACUCGUAGAUCAAAGCGUUUCCCUGUUCAUCGCAAGGCCAAGUCUACGGAGGGGAACCCGCAGGGAUUAAAAGACCGCCGCAGUGGCGCCUUGGCACCACUGCGGGUCGCGCCAUGCAGCGGCGCCCCGGUGUCGCUGCGGGACGCGGCCCGCAGUGGUGGCCAAGGCCGCCCCUGCGGUACACGGCCCGCAGCGGCGCCGCGGUGCCCCUGUGUGCCUCAGCCCACAGUGGCGCCUCGGCGCCUCUGUGGGUCGCGGCCCACAGGAAAUCCCGCACCACCCAAACCCUCCCACACAGUGCUUCGGCUCCAUGCUUUCCGGGGGGGACGAAGUCCUCCACCUGCUCCACCACCACCCCCACCUCCAAAUCCACCUCCACCUCCACCUCCACCUCCACCCCCUGCACCAACUCCUCCGCCACCACCAAUACCACCACCAGCUCCGCCACCUCCUCCAAUUCCCCCACCAGCCCCACCAGCCCCACCUCCAGCACCGCCACCACCUCCAAAUCCACCACCUGCUCCACCUCCAACUCCUCCCCCACCACCAGCCCCGCCGCCUCCUCCAAUUCCCCCACCAGCACCACCUCCGCCACCAAUUCCACCGCCACCUCCUAUUCCUCCACCUCUACCAUGCCCAAAGUGUUUCCUAUGACCAAGUCCACCCCUAUGCCCAUACCCAAAUCCUCCUCCCA